Saccostrea cuccullata (small rock oyster) is the source of this 1922-nucleotide messenger RNA. RefSeq lists its product as uncharacterized. NCBI's taxonomy places the organism in Eukaryota, Metazoa, Mollusca, Bivalvia, Ostreida, Ostreidae. The coding region runs from base 108 to 1826 and encodes 572 amino acids. Gene Ontology annotation, molecular function: ubiquitin protein ligase activity; protein binding; zinc ion binding. The record is from RefSeq and is a predicted model, not a curated record. The transcript has 2 exons.
GGGAAUUUAAACCGAAAGUUACACUGCCACUGGGACUUCAGGAAUUCAGUGUGUUAAAUGGCUGAGUCAAAAGACAAAACCCCUGUCAAUAACCCUGAGAGUGAUGAAUGUCAUUGUCCAGUAUGUCUAGAGAAGAUCCCGAGCUAGAUGAAAAUAAAAACUGCAUGUUUUGCAAACGACUGGAGAAAACUGUACUUGCAAACCACUGGUGCAAAUCUUGUAUGGAAGCCAUUUGCGAAGAUUGCAAAUCAUUGCACAGAGCUAUACCAAGCCUGCAAAAUCAUAAAAUUGUAAAUCUUUCCAGCAUCAAGGAGGUGAACAGUGAAAUUGAGAUAGAAGAGUCAUGUCUGUUACAUGUAGGGAAAAUACUUGAUGUGUUUUGCCACAACCAUCAAAAGCUAUGCUGUAGUGUUUGCCUUGUCAAACAGCAUAAAUUGUGCAAGAAUGUAGGCACACUUGAAGAUAUAGCUCAUGAGAUUGACCGAGAUAGCAUUCAAAAGACUGCUUUAAGAUAUAUCGGUUUGGAGAAAACCGUUAACGAUAUUCUAUCAGAAAACCUGAAUAAAGUAUCUAAACUUCAUACCAGGAAGCAAGAAAUCUCUAUGGUCACUGAAGAAAAAGUUCAAGAAAUCAAAUCAUUAUUGGACAAUGCACAUGCCAUGUGGCUUAAACGCUUUGAACAGAAUCAUGCAGACUCCGUUGGAAAUAUCGAAACUGCUUCUGAGGAGUUGAGACGGUUUUCCACUACAGUACAUGAAGCAAGAAUCAUGUUACAAUCAGUGUUGAAGAGUGGGUCUUCUAAACAAUUGUUUGUUACAAAUUAUAAAUUACAAAACCAGAUAACUGACCACAUCACUCGUUUAAAGUCCUUAGAUAUCUGGACUUUCUCUGAAGAUUACAAGCAAAACAACUCGGACUUUUUCAGCCAAAUGUCCAAUGCAAAAGAGUUUGAAGACGUAGUAUUGUCUAGACUACAAUCUACAGCAUUGGAGAGAAUUUUAGUAGAUGCUCCUGACAAAGAUGAUAUUUUGAAAAGAAGACUAACCAUGUCUCAAAAGGACUGGAUGAAUGUCAUCUUUAAGAAAAUAUCACAGAUUACCGGUUUCUCAGAAAGAGUUUAUUAUGGUUUGUUUAUACACGAUACAAAGAUCAUAUUAUCUCUGACCAACCCACCUUCAUUGAAGAUCUAUGACAUCAGUAAGGCCACAGGAGAAUGUAUUCACACUGACAGGUGUCAAGAUAGACCGCAUGAUCUCUGCCACUCCGGUUUAAGCUUGAAUGAAAUUUAUGUUUCGUUCGAAAACUUUAUCAAUCAUUAUCGAAUUGAUGUUGCAGAAACUAUAACAUUCACAAAGCUGAGAACCAUUCAACUGAAAGAACCCAUGCUGGCAAUUUCUCGAGGGCCAAGAACAGCGUUUGCUGCCAAUAGUUCCAAAAGAAUGAUAUGUUCUUUGGACUUUUGUGUCAUCCAUAGUUCAUCAUAUGAACCUAGUGGAGAUGUACCCUUUGUGUCUUCGUCAUUGAUUUCAGAUUCACAUUGUUUUAUAAAAGAUUAUACAGUAGUGGCUGUGGAACAGAAUAACAAAGAAAUUUUUAAAAGUACUAAGAAUACAGAUUUUCGAGGAGUUUCCUUUGACUUGCAAGAUAAUAUUUUGGUGUGUAAUUGGUCAACCAAACUUAAACAGUUUAAACACGAUAAAAGUGAGAGCAGAAACAUUGAUGCGGCAGACAUGACUAAACCUUAUAACGUUGUACUUCAUCCAGCAGGAGAGAAGCUUUUGGUUUUAAGCUAUGAUAUGAAAUGCUGUGUAUACUCAGUAUCAUAGAAAUGGUAGGUACAUGUAGAUCACAGCUCAAAAUCCAUUUGGUAAUGAGUACGAAGACUUAAACACAUCUACAAAUUAGUUUUCCAAACCCUUCUA